This is a messenger RNA of Ictalurus punctatus (channel catfish), 4138 nucleotides long. It is a transcript of the gene dtx4a, whose product is annotated as deltex 4, E3 ubiquitin ligase a. Bases 433 to 2493 code for a protein of 686 amino acids. Gene Ontology annotation, biological process: protein ubiquitination; Notch signaling pathway. The record is from RefSeq and is a predicted model, not a curated record. Gene Ontology annotation, cellular component: nucleoplasm. Gene Ontology annotation, molecular function: ubiquitin protein ligase activity; zinc ion binding. The transcript is spliced from 9 exons. NCBI's taxonomy places the organism in Eukaryota, Metazoa, Chordata, Actinopteri, Siluriformes, Ictaluridae.
CGGUGGGCGUGGAAAACGGACCAGUGCACGCAAAACAUAGAGGAUCUGAACAUCACCGUGUUAUAUAUACAGUGUGUCUUUAAGUGGGGGAGAAUUCCUGUAGGGAAACCAGAAGGUAUUAGUGCCAUUAACCCAGGACCUAUCAUGCGAUUAAUCACAAUGUCAGCAUCGCUUAAUCAUAUGAUGGGAUUGUCUCAGAAACUCGAGAGUAGCUAGCUCUGCUGGAAAACUGCACGGACACACACACAAACACACAAACACACAGAGAAACAUACACACACAGAGAAACACACACACAGAGGCGCGCGCGGAUGAACACAAAUGGUCAAAUAAAGAUGUGUCCGCUAAUGGAACACGAUUCUCCUUCGUUUAUUUGAAUGAACUCGCAGCUAAACGCACAAGGUCCUGUUCAGGUGCGUGAGUGUGUGUGAAAUGUUGCUGGCCUCGGCGGUGGUGGUGUGGGAAUGGCUGAACGAGCACGGCCGCUGGAGGCCCUACAGCCCGGCCGUGUCGCAUCACAUCGAGGCGGUGAUCCGCGGAGAGACUCGCGGCGCAGGCAGUGUAGCGCUCGGCCAGGUCGACUCCAGACUGUCGCCCUACAUCAUCGACCUGCACUCCAUGCACCAGUUCCGCCAAGACACCGGUACAUUGCGACCAGUGCGGCGGAGCUUCUAUGACCCGCGGUCGGCUCCAGGGCAGGGCUGGGUGUGGGAGUGGGAGAACGACUCAGGCACAUGGACACCGUAUGACACAGAAGUAGGAAUUGCCAUCCAGGCAGCACGCGAGCGCCAGCAACCGUGGCUGGACCUGACGCCGCUUGGCUUCUGCUACCUUAUCGAUCUACAGGGCAUGACUCAGAUCAACCGGCAGACACAGCGCCGGCGCCGUAUCCAAAGACGCUUUGACUUGGCCUACCCUCUUGUCUCAGGCCCUCUGCCUAAGCCUCAUGCCUGGACAUCCAAUGGGAGUGCAGCACACUCAGGAAUGAGUGUGGCUGGGAUUGGAGGAGGAAACGGAAGCGCCUACCCUAGUGGAGCCCUUCCUGCUUCAACCAUCACUUCUCUCGGUCAGCCUUGCUCAUGUCAGCAGUGCAUGUUGGUCCUGGGUGUGAAAACCACAAGCAUGGCGCAGACUCUAGGCCGGAAACCCAUGCCUCUGCCCAGGCCGAGGAGCCCAAAAACUGCCCAGCGGGGCCACUCAUACUCUCUCACUCUGCCACACAGGAACUCCACAACAGCCGGAGGGUUCGCACACUCACUCUCUGUGCUGGACUCGGCCACGGCCGCUCUGUCUCUUUCCUCCACCCGUCCUCCUCCCCCUGCUGUUCCUCCUCCUCCUCCACCUUCCUCUACACCGCAUGCUACCUCUCCACCAAAUCAGACGUCCUCCAGUGCCCUCAUCUCCACAACUGCCACCUGUGCCCCAAUCCCUUCAGCUCGAGUCCUGGGCCCCGUGUCUUCAGCAGCCUGUGCCGCCCCAGUGCCACCCCGCGCCAGCCUGGCAGGCCUCAGCCGUCCCGCGCUGCAGAGGAUUGCCAUGGCACAGUCACGGGCUCUUAUUGCCUCUGGAGUCCCAACAGUCCCAGUUAAGAACCUAAAUGGGUCCAGUCCUGUUCACCCAGCAUUGGCUGGCAUUACGGGUAUCUUGAUGAGUGCCGCAGGACUUCCUGUCUGCUUGACUCGGCCACCUAAAUUGGUGCUUCACCCCCCACCCGUGAGCAAGAGUGACAUCAAGCCCGUGCCAGGCCUUGGCCACUGCUGCCGCAAAACCACUAAGAAACAAGCCCGCAAAGGCAGAACUCCUGAGGAAGUCGUGAGGAGGUACCUUCAGAAGGUCCGCAACCCUCCAGAGGAGGACUGCACUAUUUGUAUGGAGGCUCUGGCAGGUCCCUCUGGCUACAAAGGCCCUGGCGUGGGUGGGAUUUCCCGGGCAGAGUCGGUCGGCCGUCUGUCUCAGUGUGGGCACCAGUACCACUUGCAGUGCCUAGUGGCCAUGUACAACAAUGGCAACAAAGACGGCAGCCUGCAGUGCCCCACCUGCAAGACCAUCUAUGGAGUGAAGACUGGCAACCAACCACCAGGCAAGAUGGAGUAUCACGUCAUCCCCCACUCACUGCCUGGCCACCCCGACUGCAAAACCAUCCGGAUUAUCUACAACAUACCCCCUGGCAUUCAGGGCCCUGAGCACCCAAACCCUGGCAAGCCCUUCACAGCACGUGGAUUUCCCAGACACUGCUACCUCCCUGACAGUGAGAAAGGCCGCCUUGUGUUGAAGCUGCUGCUGGUGGCGUGGGACCGCAGGCUGAUCUUCUCUGUGGGAACCUCCAGCACGACUGGAGAGACCGACACAGUCAUUUGGAACGAAGUCCAUCACAAGACUGAGUUCGGCUCCAACCUGACGGGCCACGGCUACCCCGACUCGGGCCACCUGGACAACGUCUUGGAGGAGUUGAGGGCACAAGGUAUCGCUGAGGAAGACUGUCUGAGGGACUGAGAGAAUGAAAGGGACAAGACAUUGUGCCAAGUUGCGGUCCAGAAAUCAAAUUUUGGAAGCAACUGGAACUUGAAGACUUUUCUCUAAAAUUGAGAAUCCAGUGUUAAAGAAACUGGAGGAACUGGGAAAAGUCACAAACUCAUUCUGUUCUGUGAUACUGUCCAUUCUGAUGAUGAAGAAAGCUUUGAAACCAGAUCGUGACCCACUUCUGCUUCAGAGCUAGUUUAACAUACUUGGACCAUGAGGGAGAAAAUGGGUACAAACAAAUUUACUAUUGCUGGUGUCUGUUCAACAAUUUCUCGUAUUGUAGUUCUGUGAAGGGUACUCUAUGCUGAGGUACUUCUGUGCAUGUAAGUAUAACAUUUGGUGGAAUAAGUCCUUUUUUUGUAUAACCGAGGCCCUCACAUUUUUUGCUACGAAGCUCCAGUGGCAGUUUCAGAUGGAAUGUGAAUGUUUACUGCCCUCUAGUGGCACUUGAUUAUACAUUCCAUCCAUAAUCAUGGUACAAUCACUUGGUUUUAUCAUGGGUUUCAUUUUUACUAUUAUUUACACUACAUUUUAAUUAAUGACUUUUGUACUCCUUUGAAUUCUGUUGUAUCUUAUUUUAUGUUCUAGAUAUAUAGUUCAUAACUUAGAAGCCAAUGAUUUUGGAUAAUAAAGCUGAUCAGUCUUUGUCAAAGGCUGCUAAACCUGUCCUUGGACAUUUAAACUCAACUCACUUAAAGAAUUAAUCAGUAUUAAAGCCAGCUAACAGUAUGGAAAUUGGGGGUGAUGACAAUCGUGCAAAACAGCCAGUUUCCUCCUAACCCUUUAAUUCACAAAGCCCCAUGGAAAGCAUGAGUUUAUGAAAAUAAAACUUUUAUUGUGAUUAGACAUGCAACCGGAGAUGAAAUGUACAACAUGCAGACCAGUGCAAAUGUCAGACUUGUGUAGAGGUUUGACAUAAUGUCAUGUAACUCAAGACGCCAUUUUGGUUAUUGGGGAGCGGUGUUGACUACCAGCCUAGAGAAUGUUUGCUUGCUUUGGAACAUCUGGUCCUACUUUGUGGGUAGAUCUGUGCUGUGGUCUCCAGUUACUUUUCUAGUUGAGUCAUUGGUAGGUCCGUGAUGGACACAUUUUACGGGGGGGGGGGGGGGGGGGGGGGGUAUUGUUGUCAAGACAUUUGAGCAUGUGUGUACAUGCAAAUAUAAGCUUACAUUUAUAGUUGAAGUAUUCCUGUGUGCUGUAUGUGUUUUAUGUACACAUGUUCUGAUUCAGUACCAUCUUUUUGCAUCAAGUGUUGCAGCAACUCUGUAAGGCAAGCACUUCUAACUCCUUUUUUAUUAUUAUUAUUUUUAUUUGUUUGAUUUUUAGUACUGUCUUAUAAGCUGUAUGUUUUUUUUGGGGGGGGAGGGGGUUUUUUGUACUGUGAAGUUUUACUCACUGAUUGCACUUGUAUUUUCAUGGUAGUUGCUCUGGUUAUUGCAGUAAAAACCUCAGCCAAGAGGAAUCUGCAAUAGUGAAUCUGAAACAGUGUAUGGAGCUAGAACUAUUGUUGCUGUAUAAUAUCAAACUGUACAGUGCAUAUACCGUGCAUAUUAAAUAGCUGCUGGAAUACUGAAUGAAUAUUAAAAAGAAGAUAUGUGUAGGGUUUGUUCAUCUCAAA